CAAUGAUAGGGAGGUUGGACAGCCCGGUCCCCCCAGUGCCAGCCCAAUAGACUGAUGAGUUAUUGUCAUGUAAAAAAGCGCUAGCAAUAAGACCAAACGCUUUGCUAUUGUCCAAGCAGGAAAGAGCCAAGUUUAUUAUGAGGACUAUAUGCUCUAGAGACCUCGAGGCUAGGCGGCUCCUCUUAGGGGGCUUUUCAUAAAACAGGGCUAGGUUCCUAUAAAGGAGGCCAGUUUUGGAGCAGGCGCUGAGCAGUGAACAUCUAGUCACCGUCCAGCCUUCUUUUAAAAAACCAGUUCAAACCCAAACAAAGUCAUCUUUUUCUCCCAAACUCAAACCUCUUUUUUUUUUUUUACUUUCUAAACCCAAUUUUUUUUGGGGGGGUGUAUAGUUUUUUUGUCUUUUUUUUUUUGCAGCUUUCUAACUUCCACAGAGAUCUUCUCAAAUGUAUAAAAUGGAGUAUUCUUACCUAAAUUCCUCUGCCUACGAGUCAUGUAUGGCCGGGAUGGACACCACGAGCUUGGCAUCGGCCUAUGCGGACUUCAGCUCGUGCAGUCAAGCCAGUGGGUUUCAGUACAAUCCCAUCAGGACCACUUUCGGAGCCACCUCCGGCUGUCCGUCCCUCACACCCGGGUCCUGCAGCCUGGGGACUCUGCGGGACCACCAGAGCAGCCCGUACGCAGCAGUUCCCUACAAACUGUUCACGGAUCACGGAGGACUGAACGAGAAGAGGAAGCAGAGGCGCAUCCGGACCACGUUCACCAGCGCGCAGCUGAAGGAGCUGGAGCGGGUCUUUGCAGAGACGCACUAUCCGGACAUCUACACCCGAGAGGAGCUGGCUCUCAAGAUCGAUCUGACUGAAGCCAGAGUGCAGGUGUGGUUCCAAAACCGACGCGCCAAGUUUCGCAAGCAGGAGCGCGCAGCUGCAGCGGCCGCAGCGGCUGCAAAGAACAACUCCGGGAAGAAAUCAGAUCCAAGAGACGAAGACAGCAAAGACAACAAAUCUACCGACCCGGACAGCACAGGAGGACCGGGACCGAACCCGAUCUCCACCUCCAACAACAACAACAACAACUGCGGAGGACCGAGCCCCACCGGAGGCCAGGUGAACACCUCCGGGAACAACCAGGUGGACCAGGUGAAGAGCUCCGUGUCCUCCGGCAUGGUGGGAGUGACAGCAGCGAGCCAAGGCUGGGCCACCAACCCGGGCACCAUCACCUCCAUCCCGGACUCAUUGGGCGGACCGUUCGCCAGCGUACUGUCGUCUUUGCAAAGACAGAACGGAGCCAAAGCUACAUUAGUAAAGACCAGCAUGUUCUAAUGAAGCUCCAACAGAAGCAGAAAGGAGAGGAAGAGACUGAAAAGCAAACUUAAGGACAAUAAAAAAGCAGUUUAAAAAGAAGAUGACAACUCUGUUAUUUUAUUUUAUUAUGCCUUGCGCCGUUUCUUGUGGUCAGUUGGCACUUUUUCUUUUUUUGCUGUGAAAAUAAUCCAUCUUGACAAAGUCAUGUCUGAUAAUAACAUCGUUUUUGUUUUGUUAAAACGAGCUCAAGAUGGGUGAAAUGUUUUCCUGUCUAAAGACUGAAAUCCUGCAAAAAGGCAGAUGUCAUUAUUACUGUUCUAAUAUCAACAAAAUGACACUUCAUGCGUAAAUUCAGAACAACACAUUCCCAAAGCAAACAUUUCCUAUAAGAAACAAACGACACAUUGCCCCAGAGACAAACUUAAGGACAAUAAAAAAAGCAGUUUAAAAAAAGAAGAUGACAACUCUGUUAUUUUAGUUGUCAUGUUGUUUUUGAUGUUUUUUUGCACCAUGUAUUGCCUCAAUUAUUCUGCAUUGUUUCAGGACUCUGGUCCUCUGCAUUGAAACAUGUUCAUUUUAACAGAUGUAAAGACCAAUUUUGUCGUUUGGGUUCGUUUUUUAUGUUUAAAUCUCCUUAUUUUGGACAGAUGAAACAUCUGCAACUGAGGUGAAGUCACCUUGCGUAAAAAAGUGAAUGGUUUUGAUGUUUUUGCCCCAUAAGAGAGUUGUCAUCUUCUACAGAGUUGUCAUCUUCUUGUGGUCA
Molecule: messenger RNA, 2064 nt
Organism: Sebastes umbrosus (honeycomb rockfish)
Lineage: Eukaryota; Metazoa; Chordata; Actinopteri; Perciformes; Sebastidae
Gene: phox2bb
Product: paired like homeobox 2Bb
Exons: 3
Coding region: 444-1319 (291 amino acids)
Biological process (GO): regulation of transcription by RNA polymerase II
Molecular function (GO): DNA-binding transcription factor activity, RNA polymerase II-specific; RNA polymerase II transcription regulatory region sequence-specific DNA binding
Source: RefSeq, a predicted model, not a curated record